GCGUCUAUGCAGCGCCACGGGGCCACGUUUACCCCGGCGGACGCCGUCGCCGUCUCUGCUGCUGCUGCCGCCGCUGCCACAGCCUUUGCCGCCACGGUCUCUCUGCCGCUGUUCCUGUGCCGCCUCCGGGAGCCCCCUUAUUGUCCGGACGGCACCGAGUUCCCAGGCCAGAAGACCCCAAAGCUCGGGAAACGCGAGGGUGCUUGCGGAAUUGCGACACUGGGGCGCCGGCGGGGCCGGGAGCGGCCGGGGUCAGCGCGGGAAGCCGGGCCAGAGCGUGCGGGGCAGGAGCCGGGGGUGGCCAGCUCCGCGUCCCGGAGUUCGGGUUCCCCCUUCCUGGCCCGUCUUUCCCCGCCGGCUUCCCCACGCGGGGUCGGAGCCCCGGCGGGCGCCCCCGGCGAUGAGCCCGGACUGGAGGUGGCCGAUGUGACAGCAUGGGGGUGGACUUUGAUGUGAAGACCUUCUGCCACAACUUGCGGGCAACUAAGCCACCGUAUGAAUGCCCCGUGGAGACCUGCCGCAAGGUUUACAAGAGCUACAGUGGUAUUGAGUACCACCUGUACCACUAUGACCACGACAGCCCACCACCCCCACAGCAGACCCCACUGCGCAAGCACAAAAAAAAAGGGCGCCAGUCACGACCAGCCAAUAAGCAGUCACCCAGCCCCUCUGAGGUCUCACAGUCACCAGGCCGAGAGGUGAUGAGUUAUGCUCAGGCCCAGCGCAUGGUAGAGGUGGACCUGCAUGGCCGUGUCCACCGCAUCAGCAUCUUUGACAACCUAGAUGUGGUGUCAGAGGAUGAGGAGGCCCCUGAGGAGGCCCCAGAAAACAGCAGCAACAAGGAGAACUCAGAGACACCCGCGGCUACCCCUAAGUCAGGCAAGCAUAAGAACAAGGAGAAACGCAAGGACUCCAACCACCACCACCACAGUGCUCCCGCCAGUGCUGCUCCCAAACUGCCUGAGGUGGUGUAUCGGGAGCUGGAGCAAGACACGCCUGAUGCACCGCCCCGGCCCACUUCCUACUACCGGUACAUCGAGAAGUCUGCAGAGGAGCUGGACGAGGAAGUAGAGUAUGACAUGGACGAGGAGGACUAUAUCUGGCUGGAUAUCAUGAAUGAGCGACGGAAGACCGAGGGUGUGAGUCCUAUCCCACAGGAGAUCUUUGAGUACCUAAUGGACCGGUUGGAGAAGGAGUCCUACUUUGAGAGUCACAAUAAAGGUGACCCCAAUGCACUAGUGGAUGAAGAUGCCGUAUGCUGCAUCUGCAAUGAUGGCGAGUGCCAGAACAGCAAUGUCAUCCUCUUCUGUGACAUGUGCAACUUGGCUGUGCACCAAGAGUGCUACGGUGUCCCCUAUAUCCCUGAGGGCCAGUGGCUGUGCCGCCGUUGCCUGCAGUCACCUUCUCGUGCAGUGGACUGUGCUCUGUGCCCCAAUAAGGGUGGUGCCUUUAAGCAGACAGAUGAUGGCCGCUGGGCCCACGUGGUGUGUGCCUUGUGGAUCCCUGAGGUCUGCUUUGCCAACACAGUCUUCCUAGAACCUAUUGACAGCAUUGAGCACAUCCCACCAGCCCGCUGGAAGCUCACCUGCUACAUUUGCAAACAGCGGGGCUCUGGAGCCUGCAUCCAGUGCCACAAGGCCAACUGCUACACAGCCUUCCAUGUGACAUGUGCCCAGCAGGCUGGCCUUUACAUGAAGAUGGAACCUGUGCGGGAGACAGGUGCUAAUGGUACCUCCUUUAGUGUCCGCAAGACAGCCUACUGUGACAUCCACACACCCCCAGGUUCUGCUCGCCGCCUGCCUGCCCUAUCCCACAGUGAGGGGGAGGAGGAGGAGGAUGAAGAAGAAGAUGAGGGUAAGAGCUGGAGCUCAGAGAAGGUCAAGAAGGCCAAGGCCAAGUCCCGGAUCAAGAUGAAGAAAGCUCGGAAGAUCUUGGCAGAGAAGCGGGCAGCAGCACCUGUGGUAUCUGUGCCCUGCAUUCCGCCACACAGACUCAGUAAGAUCACCAACCGCCUGACCAUCCAGAGGAAGAGCCAGUUCAUGCAGAGGCUACACAGCUACUGGACCCUGAAACGGCAGUCACGGAAUGGGGUCCCACUGCUCCGGCGUCUGCAGACACACCUUCAGUCGCAGAGGAACUGUGAUCAAGUUGGGAGAGAUUCUGAAGAUAAGAACUGGGCCCUCAAAGAACAGCUCAAGUCCUGGCAGCGGCUCCGGCAUGACCUAGAGCGAGCUCGGCUGCUGGUGGAGUUGAUACGCAAGCGAGAGAAACUGAAAAGGGAGACGAUCAAGAUCCAGCAGAUUGCCAUGGAAAUGCAGCUGACCCCUUUUCUCAUCCUCCUCCGAAAAACCUUGGAGCAGCUCCAAGAGAAGGACACAGGCAACAUCUUCAGCGAGCCGGUCCCUCUGUCUGAGGUAACCGAAUUGGACGAAGUACCUGACUACCUAGACCACAUCAAAAAGCCUAUGGACUUUUUCACCAUGAAGCAGAACUUGGAGGCUUAUCGCUACUUGAACUUUGAUGAUUUUGAGGAGGACUUCAAUCUCAUUGUCAGCAACUGCCUAAAGUAUAAUGCCAAGGACACCAUCUUCUACAGGGCAGCAGUUCGACUCCGUGAGCAGGGUGGUGCUGUGCUCCGUCAGGCCCGGCGCCAGGCAGAAAAAAUGGGCAUUGACUUUGAGACGGGCAUGCAUAUCCCUCACAACCUAGCCGGAGAUGAGGCCCCACACCAUACUGAAGAUGCAGAGGAAGAGCGGCUGGUCCUGCUGGAGAACCAGAAACACCUGCCAGUAGAAGAGCAGCUGAAGUUGUUGCUGGAGCGGCUGGACGAAGUCAACGCCAGCAAGCAGAGUGUGGGCCGUUCCCGGCGUGCAAAAAUGAUCAAGAAAGAGAUGACGGCAUUGCGGCGGAAGCUUGCUCACCAGCGGGAGACUGGCCGGGAUGGACCUGAGCGUCAUGGCCCCUCCAGCAGGGGCAAUCUGACACCCCACCCAGCAGCCUGUGACAAGGAUGGACAGACAGACAGCGCUGCAGAAGAGAGCAGCAGCCAGGAGACAAGCAAAGGCCUGGGUCCCAACAUGUCCUCAACCCCCGCACAUGAGGUGGGCAGGAGAACCUCAGUUCUGUUCUCCAAAAAGAACCCGAAGACAGCUGGACCGCCCAAGAGGCCGGGCCGGCCCCCCAAAAACCGGGAGAGCCAGAUGACCCCCAGCCACGGAGGCAGUCCUGUGGGGCCCCCCCAGCUCCCCAUCAUGGGGUCCCUGCGUCAGCGCAAGCGGGGUAGGAGCCCCCGGCCCAGUUCGAGCUCAGACAGCGACAGUGAUAAGUCCACAGAAGACCCCCCAAUGGACUUACCAGCCAAUGGCUUCAGCAGUGGGAACCAGCCAGUGAAGAAGAGUUUCUUGGUGUACCGUAAUGACUGCAGCCUUCCCCGGAGCAGCUCAGACUCUGAGUCCAGCAGCAGCAGCAGCAGCAGUGCGGCCUCAGACCGGACCAGCACAACACCUUCAAAACAAGGCCGGGGCAAGCCCUCCUUCUCUCGGGGCACAUUCCCAGAGGACAGCAGUGAAGAUACCUCAGGCACUGAGAAUGAGGCCUACUCCGUGGGCGCUGGCCGCGGCGUGGGCCACAGCAUGGUAAGAAAAAGUCUGGGUCGAGGAGCUGGUUGGCUCUCAGAGGACGAGGACUCCCCAUUGGAUGCUCUGGACCUUGUGUGGGCCAAAUGCCGAGGUUAUCCAUCAUAUCCAGCUCUGAUCAUUGAUCCAAAGAUGCCCCGAGAAGGUAUGUUCCACCAUGGGGUUCCUAUCCCUGUACCACCACUGGAGGUUCUAAAACUUGGGGAACAGAUGACACAGGAAGCCCGAGAGCAUCUCUACCUCGUUCUCUUCUUUGACAACAAACGAACCUGGCAGUGGCUGCCCAGGACUAAACUCGUUCCUCUGGGUGUGAACCAGGAUCUAGACAAAGAGAAGAUGCUGGAGGGCCGCAAGUCCAACAUCCGCAAGUCAGUGCAGAUUGCCUACCACAGGGCUCUGCAGCACCGCAGCAAGGUGCAGGGUGAACAGAGCAGCGAGACCAGCGACAGUGACUGAUGCUGUCAGAGCCCAGCUACAGUGCUCUGUGACCUCUCCUUCCCUUUGCUCACUGUCCUGGAGUGGUGCCGCCCUCUGCACUGAUUCAUUCCUGGUCUUGGGGCCAGUCUCAGGGGAAGUUGGGUAGGGGAGGUCCCUCCUGCCCUGAGUGCAGCUGGACUGUACAGAACACUCCAAGGGCCCAUGGCCAUUCAGUGCAAGGAGAAGAGAGGUCCCACAGGUCAAUAAGAGCUCAAGACCUCAUGGCGUUGUAGGGCAGAGUAGUGGCCAUACCACCACCCCUACCUGCUUCUGCCAGGGGAAUCCAUAACUGCCUAGAGGCCUGAGGCCCUUGCAGGUGGCAAGGUAAGCCAGCAUUAUCCCAUCCUAGCAGUGGGAUUGAUGUCUGUCUAGCCUGGAAGAGGGGCACUAGGUGACCCCUCCCCUGCUGUUGUAAAUACUGUAAUUAUUGGAGAAUUUAAAUUAUUCUCAUUUGUAACUGCGUUUCCGGGUCGCGCCAGAGUCAUUUGGUACUAAAAAAAAGAAAAAGGAAAAAAAAAAAAGAAUGGAGCUUGUCUCUGCUUUUCUUUUUCCCAUAGAACCCUACCUUUCAACUGGUUUGUAUUUAUUUCAAAGGAAGAGAAUAUAUUGAUUCUUAGAAAAUAAAGUCUAUUUAGAAUUCUU
Onychomys torridus (southern grasshopper mouse) is the source of this 4754-nucleotide messenger RNA. RefSeq names its product bromodomain and PHD finger containing 1 (gene Brpf1). Gene Ontology annotation, biological process: regulation of transcription by RNA polymerase II. Gene Ontology annotation, cellular component: MOZ/MORF histone acetyltransferase complex. The transcript is spliced from 14 exons. Gene Ontology annotation, molecular function: protein binding. Lineage: Eukaryota; Metazoa; Chordata; Mammalia; Rodentia; Cricetidae. Bases 435 to 4091 code for a protein of 1218 amino acids. The record is from RefSeq and is a predicted model, not a curated record.